AACCUCCACUUUUCUUGCUGGGCAAAGGCAUCAUGAGUUGUCAGAUCUCGUGCAGAUCCCGAAGAGGAGGUGGCGGCGGCGGAGGAUACCGGGCCUUCAGCAGCGGCUCGGCUGUGGUCUCCGGAGGGAGCCGGAGAUCGACCUCGGGCUUCUCCUGCCUGAGCCGACAUGGAGGUGGUGGAGGAGGCUACGGUGGAGGUGGCUUUGGCAGUCGGAGUCUUGUUGGCCUUGGAGGGAGCAAGAGCAUCUCCAUAAGUGUGGCUGGAGGAAGUGGAAGUUUUGGCUCCGGUGGUGGAUUUGGUGGCAGAGGAGGCGGUUUUGGAGGCGGCAGUGGCUUUGGAGGUGGCCGUGGUUUUGGUGGAGGCAGUGGCUUUGGCGGCGGCGGUUUUGGUGGAGGCAGUGGCUUCGGUGGAGGCAGCGGCUUUGGAGGAGGCAGUGGCUUCGGAGGUGGCGGUUUCGGUGGAGGCGGCUUUGGUGGAGGCCGCUUUGGAGGUGGUGGUGGCUUUGGAGGCUUUGGAGGUCCUGGUGGCCCUGGCGGCCCUGGUGGUUCUGGCCCUGGAGGAUUCCCUGGUGGUGGCAUCCAUGAAGUCUCUGUCGACCAGAGUCUCCUGCAGCCACUCAACGUGAAAGUUGACCCAGAAAUCCAGAACGUGAAGUCUCAGGAGCGGGAGCAGAUCAAAGUUCUUAACAACAAAUUUGCCUCCUUCAUUGACAAGGUGCGUUUCUUGGAGCAGCAGAACCAGGUGCUGCAGACCAAAUGGGAAUUGCUGCAGCAAAUAGACGUGAGCUCCCGGACCACCCACCUGGAUCCCAUCUUCCAGACCUACAUCAGUAUACUCAAGAAACAAGUGGAUACGCUUCAGGCAGAAAGAACCUCGCAGAAUUCAGAGCUGAACAACAUGCAAGAUCUUGUGGAGGAUUUUAAGAAGAAGUAUGAGGAUGAAAUCAACAAGCGUACCAGUGCUGAGAAUGAUUUCGUGACACUUAAAAAGGAUGUGGACAAUGGCUACAUGAACAAGGUGGAUCUGCAGGUCAAUGUGGACUUACUGACCCAGGAGAUUGACUUCCUGAGAACACUCUAUGAGGCGGAACUAUCCCAGCUUCAUCAGACUAUCACCGACACCAAUGUCAUCCUGUCCAUGGACAACAACCGCAGCCUGGACCUGGACAGCAUCAUUGCCGAGGUUCAGGCCCAGUAUGAGGAAAUCGCCCAGAAGAGCAAGGCCGAGGCUGAGGCCCUGUACCAUAGCAAGUAUGAGGAGCUCCAGGUGACUGCUGGGAAACAUGGAGAGAGCCUGAAAGAGAUCAAGGUGGAGAUCAGUGAGCUGAACCGCAUGAUCCAGAGGCUGCAAGGGGAGAUCUCACACGUGAAGAAGCAGUGUAAGAGUGUGCAAGACGCCAUUGCAGAUGCUGAGCAGCGUGGAGAAAACGCCCUCAAAGAUGCCAAGAACAAGCUCACAGAGCUGGAGGAGGCCCUGCAGCAGGCCCGGGAGGACCUGGCCCGGCUGUUGCGUGACUACCAGGAGCUGAUGAACACCAAGCUGUCCUUGGAUGUGGAGAUUGCCACCUACAGCAAGCUGCUGGAGGGCGAGGAGUACAGGAUGUCUGGAGAAUACGACAACAACGUGACUGUGUCUGUGACAAGCAGCACCAUAUCUUCAAAUGUGGCAUCAAGGGCUGGCUACGGAGGCCCCAGUUCUGGAGGUAGAGGUUCCAGUUAUGGAGGAGGAGGAUUCAGCUCUGGAAGUAGCAGUUAUGGCUCUGGAGGCAGAGGCUCUGGCUCCAGAAGUGGUGGUGGAGGAGGCUCCGGCUCUGGAGGUGGCUUCAGAGGAGGCUCUAGUUCCGGAGGAGGAUACAGCUCUGGUGGUGGCUCUAGAGGAGGCUCCGGCUCUGGAGGUGGAUACAGCUCUGGAGGAGGUUCCAGAGGAGGCUCCAGUUCUGGAGGAGGAUACAGCUCUGGUGGUGGCUCUAGAGGAGGCUCCAGUUCUGGAGGUGGAUACAGCUCUGGAGGAGGUUCCAGAGGAGGCUCCGGCUCUGGAGGUGGAUACAGCUCUGGAGGAGGUUCCAGAGGAGGCUCCGGCUCUGGAGGUGGAUACAGCUCUGGAGGAGGUUCCAGAGGAGGCUCCAGCUCUGGAGGAGGAUUCAGCUCUGGUGGAGGCUCCAGCUCUGGAGGAGGUUCCAGAGGAGGCUCUGGAUCUGGAGGGGGAGUUUCUGGCUCUGAAAGGGGUGGUUCUGGCUCAGGUGAAGGUUGCGGUUCCAGCGUGACCUUCUCUUUUAGAUAAGAUGGGUUCUUUUCCCAACUCUUCCACUCCAGAAUGUAGGAACCUGUCUCUGUACCUCUAACUGACAGCAAGUCAAAUUCUGUCACCCAUUUCUGAAGGCAUCUGGGGGGAAAGGGAUGCCCAUAUAUAGUAUUUGAAAGAUCUUUCCAAACCAGUUAGUUAGAGCCAGUGAUACCCAUUGUGUUCUGGAGAAAAACAUCAUUGUCCAGAUUUUUCUUCCAGCCAUGCCCCAUUCCUGGCACCCCCACCCCAUGUUCCUGCAAUGUCCACUUGGUAGUUCUUUUCCAGGCGGGUGUUCUUCUGAUCAGCCCUGGUGGCCUGCUGGUUCCAUCUCAAAGCUCUUGCCUUUCUCCUGCCAGUGCCCAGGGGAAACAUGCUUCUGUGUACAUAGUCCCUCUCGUCACCUCUGCUUUUGGAAGUGCUGUGGUCGGGUG
Sciurus carolinensis (gray squirrel) is the source of this 2716-nucleotide messenger RNA. RefSeq names its product keratin 2 (gene Krt2). Gene Ontology annotation, cellular component: keratin filament. Bases 33 to 2282 code for a protein of 749 amino acids. Gene Ontology annotation, molecular function: structural constituent of skin epidermis. Gene Ontology annotation, biological process: intermediate filament organization; keratinization. NCBI's taxonomy places the organism in Eukaryota, Metazoa, Chordata, Mammalia, Rodentia, Sciuridae. The transcript has 9 exons. The record is from RefSeq and is a predicted model, not a curated record.